Molecule: messenger RNA, 2076 nt
Organism: Trichoderma reesei QM6a
Lineage: Eukaryota; Fungi; Ascomycota; Sordariomycetes; Hypocreales; Hypocreaceae
Exons: 4
Coding region: 124-2076 (650 amino acids)
Source: RefSeq, a predicted model, not a curated record
GAGGAAGGGGACGAGGGCGAGAGCCAACACGAGGAAGAGGGUGAGCAUGACGAUGAUGAGCAAGGAGGCGAUUACACCACCGAGUCUGGCACCAAGGGCCAAAAGUCCGGCGGCUGGAACUUGAUGGGCAAGGGAAAGUCGGCCUACCAGACGGCUAGCAACCUCCAAAAGCCCGUUUCUCAAGGACUGGACCUGGUUAGUAGGAUGCAGAAGCCCAGCGAUGAGGAGCAAAGUUCGGCCACUGACUCGACGAUCCAGAUGAGUCAGGGUGACAAGCAGCCCCAGGAAGAGGCCGAAGGACAAGCAAAGAAUCUCGAAAAGACCACCGGAAAGGAGGAAGAGGAGGCCCCCAUUUCGAUGGAGGACAAGUCGGAAGAGGUGAUUGACUUCUCGGAGCUCAAGGGAUGCAAAGUCAACAAGGCCGGCAACCUCGUCAACAAGAACGGCGACAUCAUCGGCCGCUUGAUUGAGGGCGACGCCAAGAAGCUCCUUGGUAAGAGAGCAGACGAGAAGGGACAAAUUUGGGACGACUCCGGGAACGUCAUUGGCAAGGCCGAGCCUCUCUCUCACUCGGAGCGCGGCGACGAAAAGGAGUUUGCCCCCUUUGAGAACUUCCCCGAUGCUACUGUCGAAGCAGACGGUCGUGUCAUGCACAACGGACAGCAAGUCGGCGUCGUUGUUGAAGGCGAUCCGAAGCGUCUCAAGGGAAGCCACGUCGACGAAGAUGGCGACAUCUUGGACCGACGCGGCAACGUCGUUGGCAAAGCCGAGGCCUGGGACGAGCCCGAGGCCGAGCCUGAAGCCGUUGUCGACAAGUCUUCGCUGGCCGGAAAGCGAGUCAACAAGGCCGGCAACGUCGUGGACGGCUCAGGCGCCAUUUGGGGCAGAGUCGUUGAGGGCAACAUCAAGGCCCUGGUAGGACGUAUGUGCGACAAGCAAGGAAACGUCCUGAGCGAGUCUGGCGACAUCAUCGGCAAGGCUGAGCUCGUCAGCGAAGGCGAGCGAGAAGGCAUGAAAGAAGGCCCCUUUGCCGAGCUGUCCGGCUGUACCGUUGCCAAGGAUGGCACGGUUGUUACACCUUCGGGUGAUGUUGUUGGAAGGCUCAUCGAGGGAGACCCCAAGAAGCUGUUUGGUCGAUCCGUCGACGAGGACGGAGACGUUGUUGACAGCAAUGGAAACGUUCUGGGCAAGGCUGAGCGCUGGCAGGAGGAGGAGGUCGAGCGGAAGAAGGCUCCCUAUGCGGGCCGCAAGGUGAACCGCGACGGCAACGUCGUCGACGAAGACGGCAACAUCAUCGCGAAGCUUGUCAGCGGCGACAUCAGCGCUUGCUCUGGCAAGGAGGUUGAUGAUGACGGAGAUGUGGUCAACUACAAGGGCCAGGCUGUCGGACAUGUCGCCUUGCUUGAGGACAUUCCCAAGGAGACCGAAGAGGAGAUGAAGAAGAAGGAAGAGGCCGAGAGGGACCGCCAGCUGGCUCAGAAGCUGGCUGUCUGCAUCGAGCAGUCACUCGACAAGGUCCGCCCCAUUUGCAAGAUGAUUACUGACAAGAUCAACACUGCUGAGCGGACUCCCAAGGAGGAGCUCGAUGAGGAGCAGUUGGUGCGGGAGGUGAAGCCCCUGAUUGAGGAGGGAGGCAAGAUCUUGACUGAAACCAACGGCACUAUUCGCGGUCUUGAUCCCGAUGGUCGUAUCCAGCGCAAUGCGAAGCACAAGGCGGGCACCAAGGAGGCGUCGCCGGAGGAGUAUCAUCUCGCCGAUGUGCUCAAGGAGCUUACUGGCACUAUUACGCAGACCAUUGACAACGCAAAGAGCAAGAUUGAGGGCAUGCCGCACGCAAAGAAGGAGCUCAACCCUCUUUGGGGACUGCUGGCGGAGCCCCUGUUCCAGAUCAUUGCGGCUGUGGGAUUGCUGUUGAACGGUGUGCUUGGUCUUGUCGGCAAGCUGUUGAGCGGUCUUGGCCUCGGAGGAUUGGUCGACAAUCUCCUCGGAACGCUUGGACUGAACAAGGUGCUCGAUAGCCUUGGACUCGGCAGUGUGACCAGUGCAAUCACUGGUAAGAACCAGAAGAAGAAAUAA